Messenger RNA from Owenia fusiformis, 3988 nucleotides. The record is from the annotation of a GenBank genome assembly. Lineage: Eukaryota; Metazoa; Annelida; Polychaeta; Sabellida; Oweniidae.
CGAGGCUGGAUUGUAUUGAUUGGCGUUUUCUCUGAUAGAAUAAAUACAGUCUUAAUUUUAUUUCAGGUAAAUCAGAAUGAUUCAGGAAUGACAACCGUGAUCGCUAAUAUGUUACCUGUGAAAAUAUGAGCACAACAUCGGAAUGAAAUAUCAACAAACUGGCACGCUGGCUCUAAAAUGGGCUAAAUGAAUGAAGUGUCUGUUUCUAAUCGAAGUCUCAAUGUUUUUGUUUAUAAUGGAGAUACGAAUAUAGUAAUGGACGUCCAAAUACACAUGGUAUAAUAGGUCUUGAAUAUAAGAUGAGACGUAUAUUUUAGAACAAUGCGAUGGCAGGUAGUUGGCAAGUCAACAUUUACUAUUCCUUACUAGUAUGAAAGGAACAGAACAGAAUCUAACUGUUGCUGUUAGGAUCAGACCUCACAAUGACCAGGAGAAGCUUCUGGGUGCAGGCACCAUUGCAUAUGAGGUUGAAAAUAAUAUGGUUGUGCUGCUAGACCCUACUGAGGAUCCUGAUGAUAUACUCAGAGCAAACAGAACCAGGGAGAAGAGAUAUGUCUUCGAUUAUGCAUUUGGUCCAAAUACGACACAGGCUGAAGUUUAUGAGAAGACUACCAAAGGCCUCAUAGAGAAUGUCAUCAAUGGAUACAAUGCCACGGUGUUUGCUUAUGGUGCUACAGGAGCAGGCAAGACGUACACCAUGCUUGGACGUGAUGACAAUAUUGGCAUUAUGGCCCUGGCCCUCAAUGAUCUCUUCCUGGAGAUGGAGAGAACCAAGAACCACAUGGUUUAUAAAGUGAAGAUGUCUUAUUUAGAGAUUUACAAUGAGAUGAUACGUGACCUACUGGAUCCAUCGCUGGGAUAUUUGGAGUUGAGAGAAGAUGCCAAAGGUGUCCAGAUUGCCAAUCUCUCUGAAGUGGAGGCCUCAACUACAGAAGAGGUGAUGGAGAAGUUAACACAGGGCAAUGCAGAGAGAACUCAAGAGCCCACAGCUGCCAACAAAACAUCAUCACGCUCCCACGCAAUACUCCAAGUAACUGUGAGACAAACACACAGACUCCCUGGGAACAAGAAAAACAUACGCUGUGGAAAGCUCUUCCUGAUCGACCUGGCGGGAUCUGAGAGGGCCUCCAAUACACACAAUAGAGGGAAGAGAAUGGUAGAGGGAGCACAUAUCAAUCGCUCUCUAUUGGCGCUGGGGAACUGUAUAAAUGCACUCUGUGAUAAAAAUGGCAGUCGGUAUGUGAACUACCGUGACAGCAAACUGACCAGACUUCUUAAAGACUCAUUAGGCGGUAACUGUAAGACAGUGAUGAUAGCACAUACAUCUCCAGCCAGCUUACACUUUGAAGAAUCAAGAAAUACACUAUUGUAUGCAGAUCGUGCUAAGCAUAUAAAGACAAAAGUGAACUUGAAUAAUAAACGGGUAUCUUAUCAUGUAUCGCAGUAUAAUUUGAUCAUUACCGAAUUGCGGAAUGAAGUGGUGAAAUUGAAAAUGAGACUAGCGGAACAGGAGGACACAAAUGAUCAUGAUCAAGCCAAAGGUCCUGUGACUGCUAAUAUCCAAAUGGUGCAAUCGGAGGUGCUAAGAUCAACGAGAUCUGCUGACCGCAAGGAGCUGGACAAACUUAAAGCAGACAUUGUGACUGCUUUUAAAGACCAGAUGAACUUGAGGACUUGUCUCAUGGAUAUCAAUAUAGAGAUAUUAGGGGUUGUCAUGGAGAUGGAAGAUAAACAAGAGCUCAUAAAAGGAUGGGAGGCAGAAAAGAUGAAGUACCAAAGGAGGCAAGAAUCUGACUCUGAUUCUGACCGUCUCAAGGACAAUGUUAGUAUGAUCAGUGUAGAAGACAUAGAUGAGCCCCAGCAGAUCAAGAAUGCUCUAUUGAGUGUGGGACGUCUGAUGGCAGAGAAGCAGCGACUGGAAGAUGCCAAAGAUCAAGUUGAGCUGCAUCUGGCUGAGAAGAAGCAAAAAGUUGCUGCAUUAGAGGAGCGACUUCCUAGUGUCGCAGGCACAGACGACCAACAAGAAGUUCUCUCGCUGCUCUGUAGGGUCCAUGAACUGGAGAUUAACAAUACAGAGAUGCAGACAAAGCUACUGCUGAGCAACCAUGAAUUGAACAAGAGAGAUAAGUUACUAAGAAGGCACCAAGAGAGAAAGAGUCUUCAUGAUGACAUCAUACAGAUGCAAAGGACUCUCAUUCAUGAUAACAAUAUUCAGGUUUCUGAGGAAUUGGAGAGAUUAUACGAACAUUAUGAUCUCGACCCAUUUAUUGAGAGCACAGAGCUGCCACCUAUUAACUCCCGGGUUCCAUCCAUGCAGAACCUACAAAUGUACAGACAAAACACAUCUUUGUCUGCCCUUACAUACUUUGAUAUGGACCAGUUACAAGACAAACUCAACAGGGUUCAAGAAGAGAAGGAACAGGAUGACAUUAAUGAGGAGAGAAAUAGAGGCAAAAGAAAGUUCCCUGCGAGGAGGGUAUCUGAUAGUAUUGCUGAGUUAGAGAAAGAUAAUCGUUAUGAGGACACUGACAAGCUCUUCCUUCCUGGCCAGAAAAAUCGUCAGUUUCACUCAUUAGUCACCAUGAAUAAUCAUGAUGACAGUAGUUCCAACCCUCGUAGCGCCAGAAUGAGUCUAAAUAGCGUGAAUCUCCAUGGCAACAACCAAUCAAAUACAGACCUGAAAGUGUCAAAAUCAGACAGCCAAGCAAACCCACCUAUUGCCAUGACACAGUCAAAACAUUCAUUAAAAUCAUCGAGCGAUGAAGAAAAAGUUAUUACCCAUAAGACUCGGAAUAUAGUUGCAUUAGCUGCGAUACGUCGCACAAAGGCACAGAUUGAUAUGGUGAACAUGGACCGAUUGAAUACCCCUGUGCAAACAUUAGAAACUAAUGAGUCAUACUUAAGCCCGAGUGCCCUAGCCAGACAUAAUAAUCGCUAUGGCAACUCUGUUUCUAGUAUGAGACUUAAUGAUGCUGAAGUGGCAUCUGUAACAACAGGUCACAGUGUUGAACAGGGCCAAUCAAAUCCCAGACUUCACAAGGGUAACAUGUACACAAGACAGGGUAUGCGGAAACAGGAUAAAAACAAUAAUAUUGAUACAAGAAAUCAAAAAGGGCAACAGGAUCCCCCUUCACGCAUUGCACAACGGAAAUUAAAUGGUCCUAAUGGACAGAGCAAAAGCAGUAAUUCUCUUUAUAAAACUCAACGCAGACGGAACCAGAAGGAUUAUGGGAUACGUAAAUCAACAAUGAAGUUUCCCGUAUCGCAUGGUGCAGACCGAGACCUUAUUGAAAUGGAAAGUGCAAUAACACCACCCAUUACAAUUCACCAGAAUAAUUCAGAUAGAGGACAGGGCAUGACUAUCAGAAAACAAAUUAGAGGGCCCCUGGGGACUAGUUCUGAUUCAUCCAACUCCAGCACCCCCCAGAACCAGGCAGGCAGUAGGGCAAGGAAACCACCCCCAACGAUACCUAACUACAGAAAAGGGAACAUUGCAAUUAUGGGAUUUAGCCUUCAACACUGACAAAUUCAAAUGAACAAGAGUUGAAUUCCAUGUUGAAAAGGAUGGAAUCACUGUAUAAUGAUUUUAUAUAAUUACAAAAAAUAAUUAUUAUUAUUAUAUCAUUUAUUUAAAGAGGAAUGCCCAGUGCUUAUUGUGGGCCCCUCUUACAAAAGUUAUGGAUUACAUGACAUCUCAUUUUUGUGAGGUAACAUUCUAAUGGGAUUGUUUGCAAGAAAAGUGGGUGAAUUCUCCCUUGACAAUAUUUUAGUGAGUCUUGCAAUAAAGCUAUUAAUACAAGUAUGUGUGAAAAUAUGAAAUUUUUUUUAGAUUAUGUCACAUUUGCUCAUUUAAAAACAUAUUGUUCAUUUUAACUUAAUCAUUUUUUCAUAUUAUCAAUGCUUAGAAUGUUGCAGACAUUUUCAAAGAUGGCAGCACAAUAAAUGAAAAUGACUUUCAAUAAUCAAUUUUGAUCAUACCAAAAUAUUU